CAAUAUAAACGUGCCCUCGUCGCCAAUUCACCAUUACAAUCCAUCGUCCCCUACUACUCAUCGACCACGAUGGCGCGUGCGGCAAUGGCUAUCUCCUCCGGCGCGGCGGGCCCGGCCUCGGUGGCGCCGCGCCGCCGCAGGUCGACGGUGCUCCUGAUGGCCAACUACGCGGCGCUGCUGGUCGGGUCGGUGGCGUCGAGCCUGCUGUCCCGGUUCUACUUCGACCACGGCGGCAAGAACAAGUGGGUGGUCACGCUGGUGCAGUCUGCGGGGUUCCCGACCCUGGUGGUCGCCGUGUUCCUCGCCGGCCGCCCCCGCCCCGCCUCCGCGCCGCGGCCAUUCAUGUGGUUCUCGCGCCGGUUCCUGGCCGUGUGCCUGGUCAUCGGCGCGCUCAUGGGCGUCAGCAACCUGCUCUUCGCCUACAGCACGUCGCUCCUGCCGGUGUCCACUUCGUCGCUGCUGCUGUCCAUGCAGCUCGCCUUCACGCUCGUCCUCGCCGUCGUCAUCGUCCGCCACCCACUCACCUUCAACAACCUCAACGCGGUCGUCCUCAUGACGCUCUGCUCCGUGCUCCUCGCGCUCCGGUCAGGGGACGCCGGCGAGAGCCCGAACCGGAGGGGGUACAUCAUCGGCUACAUCGUCACGCUUUGCGCGGCGGGGCUCUUCUCGGCGUACCUCCCCGUCAUGGAGCUUGUGUACCGGGAGGCGGUCUCCGGCGGGUUCAUCCUCGCGGUGGAGGUGCAGGCGGUGAUGCAGGCUAUGGCUUCCGUGGAGGCAGCGGUGGGGCUGGCGGUUUCGCGCGGCUUCAGCGACGACGUGGCCCACUGGAAGGGGUCGCACGCCGUGUACUGGGUCGUGGUGGCGACGCUGGUGGUGACGUGGCAGGCGUGCUUCAUGGGCACCGCCGGCGUGAUCUACCUGACGUCGUCGCUGCACAGCGGCGUGUGCAUGGCGGCGGUGCUCACGGCCAACGUGAUCGGCGGCGUCGUGGUGUUUGGCGACCCGUUCGGCCCCGAGAAGGCCGUCGCCACCGCGCUCUGCGUCUGGGGCCUCUCCUCGUACCUCUACGGCGAGUACACCAAGAGCAAGAAGAAAGCCGCCGAUGGUCAGGACGAUGGCACUACCCUCCCCAGCGCCGGCGACGACGGCGAGAGCGUGCACAAGAGCCUCACGGCCGCCGCCUCCGGCGAGACCGUUUGAACCAAACGAGGCAGUGCCGGCCACAGGGGGUACGCACGAACCAUGUGAACGAUAGCAAUGGAUGCUAAAAAUGUCUUGGUGUGUAGUACCCCGAGAAAGCAAAGUGGCAGCAUAGAUGAUGCAUUAGGUGUAGACGUGUCGUGUUGCAUCUAUUAGGCAAUGUGUUAUAUUUACAGCUCACAAAAUGACAAGGAUGGAUGCUUGUUUGGUGGCACUGCCUUGUGAGUUUCUCUUCACGGUUAUUCGCAAAAAAAGAAAAAAGUUCUCUUCAGAGUUUAGCAGAGCAUGGAUGCAUGCAUAUGUUGCACGGGCGUGCCAAAAACUUGCACAUUAAUGUAGUACCAUCAAGGCAUCAGCAGGGACUUGUGUUUUUGGUCAA
Molecule: messenger RNA, 1579 nt
Organism: Triticum urartu
Lineage: Eukaryota; Viridiplantae; Streptophyta; Magnoliopsida; Poales; Poaceae
Source: RefSeq, a predicted model, not a curated record